GAUGGCGCCGCGGGACCGGAGAGGCGUCGGGCGGAAGCGACGGGAGGAAGCUCCGCUCGCCGGGACGCGCUGCACCGCGCUGGGCCCGUCCUCGCCGCACAGGAGGGAGGGAGGGAGGAAGCAAGCGCUGCAGGAAUUGCUACUAUUGGUGUUAAGGACACCGGUGUGAAGACAUCAUAGUGAUAGUUCACCUUGAUCACCAGAACAGACCCCACAAGAGAUGGAAGACACAGAGCCAUGGUAUUCUCAGAAAGUGUACGCAAGAUACUGGAAACACUAUGACUUAGCCAUGCGCUGGAUGCGUAGACACCAGAAAGCCUACAGGAAAGCCAUGGAGUCCUUUUAUCACCUGCCAUGGCAUCCUUCUGCAGCCUCGCCACGUGGCCGCUACUCCGAUUGGGAUGGGAAUGAUCUCCCACAUACCCACAACUAUUCUUCCAGCUAUAGUCCACAUGGCAGAGAACAGUACCCUGGGGGAGCUCAGCAGUACACAGAUACCCACCAAGGGAGGGAGGAUGCUGAUGGGGACUCCGAAAUGGAGGAGGACUCUGAGUCUGAAGGUGAGAUAGAAUAUGACUUGAGUAACAUGGAGAUCACAGAGGAGCUUCGUCAGUUUUUUGCACAGACAGAGAGGCACCGGGAAGAGCUGCGGAGACAGCAGCAACUGGAAGCUGAGCACCAGUACGUGGAGGCUGAUCAAGACCUUCACAAAAGGAGGGGGCGUUCUGUGGAGCCGCCUGCAGAAAGACCUGGGGAGAGGCGCAUGGCAGAAAUGAAGAAACUGUAUGGUGCUGAAGCUGCCAAAAUCCAGGCAAUGGAGGCUGCCAUGCAGCUUAUCUUUGAUAGAAACUGUGACAAAAAGCAGCCCAAAUACUGGCCCAUUAUUCCCCUUAAGCUGUGAGUACCUGGACUGCGCUCUGACCUGGCACUGAGCUGUAGGGACAGGUGCCUCAGUCAGGUUGUGCUGCUGAAAGAACAAACUGCAAAUGUUGGCUUUGGUUGGGCUUUGGGGCUGAGGCCAGCAAGGGCAGCAUGUUUCUUUGCCCUGUGUUCCUUUUACACUGUCAGCGAUGGUCACCGUCCAGUCUACCUACAUACUGUUGUCAAGUAGUAGGAGGAGGGACAGAAAUAUCAAACCUUUUUCACUCAUUUUAUACCUUCCUGCCUUGAGCCAUGCUUGCAAGCAACAUAACAAUGUCUGUACUCAGUGAACUGGGAAGACAAAGUAAUGUCAAAAAGAAAAAGACUAUACGAACCGUCUGCCCUUCCCAUUUAGGAAAUUGAGUAGUCCCAUUUUUCAGUCUUAUUUAACAUAGUAGCAUUUGGAUCCUGUUUAACACAGCACAGCUCGAAGUGUUAUGUCUGCUAAUCUUUGAUUAUUUUUUUUGAGAACUGGGAGCCCACUGGCCAAGAUACAACAUAUCAAAUUACUGUAGCCCAGCCAUUUGAAUUCUAUUUCAAAUGUUUGUAAUAAAGCAGGAAGUUUUUCUUCCAGACUGAUACUUCUUUGGCAGCAGUUCGACUCUAAAGCAAAAUUACAUAGAAAAAUGCUUUAAUGAAGGGGGUGAGGGGAGUGGGGAAGAAACCUGAUGUGGCCCUGUCUGUUAUAGAUCAGUUUAGCAGAAGAGAAACUUAAGAGAACAAAGCAGUCUUGGGGCCAAUGCCUACAGUGAUUUUUGCUAUUCUACUAAAAAGCAUUUAAUUGGUUUGAAGCUUUAAAAAAGACGUUAUUAGUCUGACAGACAAAGGGUGUGUCUGUGUGCCGUAUAUGGAUGUGUGGAAGCCGCAUAGCCCUGAGGCCUGUGUUUAUUUUAGGUGCAGCUUUCCAAUGCCCACUUGCGUAUUACAUGCACAAAGCUUAAACACGGGCAAGUUAGAUGUGCCUCUGUGUGUACUCAUCCAUCUGCAGGGGCUGUUUGGCUCCACUUCCAUCACUCUUUACUAUUGGUCAGUUGUUCUUGCCCCACUAACAGCUGAGCAGGUAGCGUGAGGCACACAAGUGGUCUGCGUAAGACAGGCAGAAUUGGCCUCUUAAUACUGGUGACUCCUUAGAAAAUGGUACCCUGAACACUUCCAAGGACUUUGUGCUACGUAUCAUUGUGUGCUGAAGGGCUGUAGUUUGGAUUAAGCAGCAUUUCCGUGCCAGGGCAAAGGAACCCUAUGCCAUUUUGUGACAAACAUUCAUGUGCUUUUUUAGCAACAGAGGAAGGUCACAAAUAAAAUUCUAACUUCAGUUCAUGUCUAUUGUGUCUAAUGUACCUCUGUAGCAUGCGCAGUUUGUAAUACUAUAGCUUUGUUGCUAUGCCCUCUGCAGCAGCCAGCUGCACCAAAGCAAGUCUGCGGUGCAGUUUGGAACAUCUUUGCUUUUGCUAGUAGUAACUAUGUUUUUUUCAAAGCAGCAUUUUAAUUUCAGCUCCAUCUCCUUCACUUUAGGUGUGAUGAGAUGGAGUUAAAUUGAAAACUGAAAGUAAAAGGCCCCAGUCUCCAAGACUUAUUACUGGUGUGAUUAAUCUGAAAAAUUUGUGUGAGACAGGAGAGGGAAAAGGGUUAUGAGCAGUCCUGCAUUUGUCUUCACUCUUGUUUUUGGCAGGUUUUGUCAGAAAUUCAGUGUUUUGUUUGGGUUUCCUUUUGUUAACAAAAUAAAUUCUCUUUAUAACACCUUGUAAUUUAUUUUUAUU
Chroicocephalus ridibundus (black-headed gull) is the source of this 2678-nucleotide messenger RNA. It is a transcript of the gene GEMIN8, whose product is annotated as gem nuclear organelle associated protein 8. Gene Ontology annotation, cellular component: SMN complex. The record is from RefSeq and is a predicted model, not a curated record. The coding region runs from base 221 to 901 and encodes 226 amino acids. Lineage: Eukaryota; Metazoa; Chordata; Aves; Charadriiformes; Laridae. The transcript has 5 exons. Gene Ontology annotation, biological process: spliceosomal snRNP assembly.